AAGUUCUCUAUUUAUUCUUCUGAACGUUGGUAAGGUCAGUUGUUUACAGUAGAUUUUCACCCAUAAUCAUAUUUGUGUGUGUGUGUGUGUGGAUUGCUUAUGUUUCUGUGUUGAAACUUUAAAAAAAACAAAUCAAUAUUUGGUAUAUUUGAUAGAACAACAAAACAGUUUUUUUUUGCCUAAACUAUUAAAAAGGUGAUUUUUUUUUUUUUUUUUUAAAGAAGAGAUUUGUUUGUUACAGAGUUAGGGUUAGGGUUUAGGGUAAAAUUGCAUCCAGAAAUAAGAUAAAAGUAAACUAAGCGUCAGUGGUUAAAAACUAAGAACGUCAAUAAUAAGCCAAGAGCUCAAUAAUUAACCUGUUUGAAGCGCCUGCGCUAAAAUCCAAAAAUUCAAUGUUUGCAGCAAACAAAAAAUGUCGAGCACUAAAUCUUAGGCCACCGUCAGCGCGGAAGUCAAUACACCAGAUCUCGUUGACGCCCAUGAAAUGGCGACUGGGUAGAUAGCUGCCGGUUCUAUUUCCCGAACUUCGAUAAAAACCACCUGCAAUCAAGUGGCAGUGAAGCAUGGGGGGAAAACACACUUCAAAUCUGUCAUGGGCUUUUCUGUUGGUUUAAAAGCGUAUUGAGAUUGUUACAAAAAAGUUAUAUUCAUUUGGACAGUGGGCAGACGUAACGACUAGCCACGAUCGUUGAAAUCAAUACAAUAGGGACCUGCUUAUCGAUAAAACAACUUAGAAACGCAACCAUGGGCACAGAGAGAUGGAACAUCAUUCACCUACCAAUUUAUUUAAUUAUGGAGGCAAACACAACAUUUUAUUGUAACAAAAAAUCACUCAAAUUUUUAGUCACAAGGCUCCCAAAACUAUGUAAUGUGGUGCCCAGGGGAGGCGCGGCUUCCUCAUAGGGGCGCCACGAAUUGGGGGAAAAAAUUCCUUAAAGUUUGCUAUUUAUUUCAUAGCGCUCUUGUGGAAGUAUGAAACAAGGUAACUUUGAUAAACACGGCGCAGGGCGUCUUUGAAAAAUAUGACAAAGGGCGUCUUUGAAAAACGUGACGCAAGGCGUCUUUGAAAAUUAUGAAUCACGGCACGUUUGAAAAAUAUGAAUGCAGCAAGGCUGUUCUGACUUUCGAAAAAAUUUGAGAGCCGCUGUUUUAUUCGCUACUCCAAAAUCAUUCGGAUUGCCAUGCGUGGUUUCAACACCGUUCCAUUGGGGAAAGAUCUCGCUAAAUAAAUUAGAACAUUAGAUUAUAUGAGUCAGCCUAUGGGCGAGUAUGUCAUCGUGACAUUUAACGGCUAGGUGUGAAUCCCAUUUGCCAGCUUGAAAUAACAUGAACUUGCACCCUCCGAUAAACACGCGCAUCUGUGCCAUAUUCUAGAUCCACCUCUGAGUCUGUUCCUAUAGCCACGCACCUACAACAGCAGGUAUAUAGUUCAAUCAGCCUACCAAACAAUGAACUACCCACCUACAACAGCAGGUACCUAGUUCUAUCACCCUAACAAACAUUUACGUACCCACCUACAACAGCAGGUACGUACUUCUAUCAGCCUACCAAACAUAGACGUACCCACCUACAAAAGCAGGUACGUACUUCUAUCAGCCUACCAAACAUUAACGUACCCACCUACAAAAGCAGGUACGCAGUUCUAUCAGCCUACCAGACAUAGACGUACCCACCUAAAACAGCAGGUACCUACUUCUUUCAGCCUACCAAACAUAGACGUACCCACCUACAACAGCAGGUACCUAUUUCUAUCAGUCUACAAAACAUAGACGUACCCACCUACAAAAGCAGGUACGAAGCGCUAUCAGCCUACCAAACAUAGACGUACACACCUACACCAGCAGGUACCUAGCUCUAUCAGUCUACCAAAAAUACACUCAUCUACCAUAAAUUAACCCCCCCCUCACCCACCUUUUCCACUUUUUUCUCCUCCACACCCGAUAUUGGCAUUGAGGACACAAUCGAUUGCACGCCUCUAUGGCCAAGACUGAGCCGUUUACAUCAUUUCAGUUUCAUUUCUCUACAUACGAACUGACAGCCACAGUCUGUUCACCGUCGGGUGUAGCAAUCUGUAGCGAUGCCUGUUGUGUUCCGGGUUCAAGUGCUUAUGUAAGAAGGUUUUCAUGUGUCAGUCAUUCGAGGAGUCAAAUAGUUUUUUAACUGGCUGGUCAUGCGUUUAAAAAUGCAUCAGGUUUUUAUUAAUUUUUUUUUGUGUUAAAAACGAGAACGUGUAAUCGAUUUACGAUAAACCAAACAAAAGCUUGAGAUAUGAAAUAAUAAUAUUAAUUAAAUGCACACUCAUAAUUUUUUACUAUUGUAAAAUAUGACUAAGAGCCAGAAGAUAUGAUUUGUACAAUGUUCAUACUGAGUACAGUGUACAGUUGUCAAGAAAGAAGUAAGUAGAAAUCAGUUGCCUUUUUUUGUGUUUAUAUCGAACGUGUUGAUGGCCAGGAAAUAUCAAUCCAAUCAUUAAAAAUAUGUCUUCUUUUUUUUCUGACUUUAUAAUAUUUAUCUCUUCAAGCUUGUCUUUCCUUUGAUGCAUCUCUUAAAUCUUUAAUUUUGAUGAUUAUAUCUAGUCUAACAAUCUUUCAUUUCGUUUUCUUUAUUCUGAUACUAACUUUUUAAACUGUAUGAUGUAUUACUUUUAGAAUUCCAUGACUUUAUUUUCCAAGUCUCCGAGUGGGAGUUACCUUACGAAUGUUAACCUACGAAUGUUACCCUAGGAUCGCAUCAUUUAGCCAACGCGUUGGCAUUACAUUCGAUACAUUCCGCUUAACCAAAAAUAAAAAAAAUAAAUCAUGUUACAUUAUUAACUUAUCGUUUGUUGUCUAGUGGUCCUUGACACGUGCAGCACGCAUAGAAGCCUUCCUAGGUGUGUCAUUAAAAUUGUGUCGUCGUUUGUAUUGUCAAGUAGUCAACAAGGAAAACGCCCAUUUAUUUCAGAAGAAUUUACGGUUUUUCUUUUUUAUGUCUCCAAGUUAAAUUAAACUCUACGAUCAUGCCCUAUAACAAACACAUUAACCACCGCCAACCCAAACAACCACACAACCACACACCCAACGCACAACGGGUUGCUGCAGUAGUUCAUUAACGAGUGCUAAUCAAUGUAUGGAUGACGGAGCAACGGUCAGUUUAAUAUUCCUAGUAAAUGUAUUCUUAAAUUAUUGUGUAUGCACGCUUACGUUUAGAUUUGCGCACUUCUUCAUCUCUUUAUAUUAUAGUAAACCUGACCAUCUGAGGAUCACAAAAAUCGAUGGUUGUGUAGCAGAAAAUUGGUUUCCUGUUUCAAUUAAGAGUUCUCAAAUGAUUACUUAUAUUUGUCAAAGGAAGCCAAUCAAUACAACACAAUCUGAGAUACGACCGAUUGCACCGGCGUCAAUGAGCAAACUAGUCAAAAGUGGUGUCAAAGCCAUUCAUUUUACUAUUCCGCAGUUAAUGGUGUCCAUUACUAAAGUUCUUUUGUUUCUUUGAAUGUUGCUAUUUUAGGUGGUGACAACAUGACAGAUGGUGGCAGCGUGCUAGGGGAGGACAUUUCCUCUCCUGCUGGCUUUACCAGGUUUGAAAAUGCGACAGUCGGCGCCCUCUAUAUGCUCUUUUGUAAGUUUUAUGAGUUGUGCCCAAAAAAAAGUUAUCGCCUUUAAACGUUUUAGGCAAACGAUAGAGACAACAUUGGAUGCUAAAAGCCUUGAUGCAAUACAAAGUUGUCAUUUAUAGAUAAAUUGUGGGGAUAAAAAUCACAAUAUUUAGCGAUCUACGCAUUUAACAUUUUAAAAAGAUCUAAUUAAUUUUUUUUUAAAUGUUGUAAUCUCACUCUAAGUCGAAGUCUCAUGUCUUUGAGUCAUCCAAAUGUUGUGGGAGGUAACCGUCUGUGUUCAUGUCAGAUAAUGUUUUUAGAAAAUUGAAUUUGUUCAAUGAUUGCAAAUCAGCUUACAAUUUCUAUUUGUUUUAACGCCAAAAAUUUCCUUUAAGUUUAAAGUGUAUAAAGUAAAUAUCAGUGAUGGUUGUUAGCACAAGGUUCAUUGGGGUAAACAUCUCUUUUGUAAGUCAUGGUACGUGCGCCUCGAGUUCACGUCAGCCGUGAGUUGAACUUGGUGCAAAUGUCCCGGCAACGCUAAUUGGCGUCGCUCUAGGUAAUACAAAUUUUAAGAUUAAAUGUGCCUAAUAUAGCUCAGUGGGCGAGGACUAGGCCGUUCCGAGCUGGCGGUCAAUAGACCAGUCGCUUGUCUAAUGGCACAAUUAUUGGGGUUUUUACUUAAUUGCCACUCAUGUUUAGCUUUGGUCAAAUGGAAAUGAAUUGUGACGGAAUGAGUUUAGUGUUAUGUUAGCUUAUGGGCCUAGAGACUUGUAAGACGAGUAAAGUGGCAAAGUAAAAGACAUGUCUCAACACGGUAUUGAUUCCUUAUCUAUUGUAAACAUCAGCUUCUAUUUUUUUUUAAAACAUGUAGGAUUUUUACACUCCCCUACCGUCAAGUCAGAAGUACCUCAAUAAAAACAAGAUAGGGAGGGAAUGUAUUUAUUAGAACAGAGACACAUUUAAUGUAUGCUAUGGUCUAAAACAUGGACACAAUUAAUGUAUGCUAGUGUCUAAAACAUGGACACAUUUAAUGUAUGCUGUGGUCUAAAACAUGGACACAUUUAAUGUAAGUUGUGGUCUAAAACAUGGACACAUUUAAUGUAUGCUAUGGUCUAAAAUUGGGACACAUUUAAUACAUGCUGUGUUCUAAAACAUGGACACAUUUAAUGUAUGAUAUGGUCUAGAACAUGGACAAAUUUAAUGUAUGCUUUAGUCUAAACCAUGGACACAUUUAAUGUGUGCUGUGGUUUUAAAACAUGUACACAUUUAAUGUAUGCUAUGGUCUAAAACAGCGGUUCUCAACCUGUGGGUCGCUUAUAUUCCUUGACCACUUACAGCUUCUAUUUCUUGACCACUUCUAUUCCUUAACUACUAUUAGCUUCUAUUCCUUAACAACUUAUAGCUUCUAUUGCUUGACUACUUAUAGCUUCUAUUUCUUGACCAUUUACAGCUUCUAUUCCUUGACCACCCAUAGCUUCUAAUUCCUUGACCACUAACCAACAGUUUCUAUCUGUUAACCGCUAACACACAUCUUCUAUUCCUUGCCCACUAACUACUAGUUUCUAUCCCUAUAUCGCUAAACAGCAGCUACUACUCCUUAACUGCAAAUGAACAGCAUCUACUCAUUUGCCACUAAACAACAGCUAAUAUUAAUUGCCCAGUUAAAAGUUUUACAAUGUAUUUGGAAUUUGAACAAAAGAAAUUGGUUCAAAGGAAAAUGGACAUGUUUUCGUACAAAUUUCCGUUAACCCUAAAAAUAGCUUCCAGACAUUGUGCAACCAGCCAAUGGCCUAUAUCGAUAUGUUCUUUAAAUUUCAUAUAACUUAACCUUAAGUUAUAAAUUGUGUUGUUUUUUUUUUAAACUUUAGGUAUUGUAGGAGUUACCACAAAUUUCCUAACGGCCUUGACCUUCUACAAGGACACCAAGCUGCUGACCAACAGCAAGCCAUGGUUACACAUUUGUCUAUCUGUGGCCAACAUGGCCGUUGUUGCACCGUCACCGUUUCCAGCUUCGUCCAGUUUUAGUGGCAGGUAAAGUGUGAGUGGCAGGUGUGGUGUUAGUGGCAGGUAUGGUAUUAGUGUCAUAAAUAGUGUUAGUGACAAGUAUAGUGUUAGUGGCAGGUAUGGUAUUAGUGGCAGGUACAUUUUUAGUGGCAUGUAUAGUGUUAGUUGCAGGUGUAGUGUAAGUGACAAGUACAUUGUUAGUGGCAGGUACAGUGCUAGUGGCAGGUUUAAUGUUAGUGGCAGGUGCAGCAUGAGCGGAAGGUAUAGUGUUAUUGGCAGGUAUAAUGUCAGUGAAAGGUAUAGUGUUAGUUGCAGUUAUAGUGUUAGUAGCAGGUAUAGUUUUAGUGGCCAGUACAUUGUUAGUAGCAGGUAUAGUUUUUGGGAAGGUAAAUUGUUAGUAGCAGGUAUAGUUUUAGUGGCAGGUACAUUGUUAGUAGCAGGUAUAGUUUUAGUGGCAGGUACAUUGUUACUAGCAGGUAUAGUAUUAGUGGCAGGUACAUUGUUAGUAGCAGGUAUAGUUUUUGGGCAGGUAAAUUGUUAGUAGCAGGUAUAGUUUUAGUGGCAGGUACAUUGUUAGUAGCAGGUAUAGUUUUAGUGGCAGGAACAUUGUUAGUAGCAGGUAUAGUUCUAGUGGCAGGUGUAUAGUUAGUGGCAGGUAUAGUUCUAGUGGCAGGUACAUUGUUAGUAGCAGGUAUAGUUCUAGUGGCAGGUGUAUAGUUAGUGGCAGGUAUAGUUCUAGUGGCAGGUGAAUUAUUAGUUCUUACAGAGAAAAUGGCUAUUUUUUAAAAAUGUUUGUGUACAUUUAAAUAUUGUUCUAUUAUUAUUUAUUAUUCCUAGGGACCUUUUAAAAAAUUGCAUUUCAUCAUUGUGUACACGGUAGACAUAAACACAUUCAUUAUUGUGUUGGUCUUUUUUUUAAAGUUAAAAUCAAGUUUAGUUAAAGAUCUUGACUACAUUGUAUGUGGAUCGUUUACAGUUAAUAUGAGCUUAGAGUAUAAUUUUAUAUGUAAUUAAAGUAUAUUUUUUUAUUAUAAAAGUUGAUAUCUGUAUAAUAAAACCACAAUUCUGUAUGAUAAAAGCAUAAGUCGGUAUGUUAUGUAGAGCUUGUUUAGAAAACUUUCCUCGUGCGUGCACUCUGGUUGACCCCACAUGAGACACUACGUUCAUAGAUGGGCGUGGCUUAGUCUUUUGAUCUGUCGUGUUUAUUGCCGACAGCAACUAAAAAUAAUUAAUUUGUUCUCAGUGGUGUUUUGUCCAAUGUUCGCGAUUGUAUUAGAAAAGUAAAGGCGUUUCUGGACGCGUUGGUAGUCCCACUAUAUAAAAAUAAAGUGUUUCGGAGAUAGAGAGAGCUUCAGAUAGACGGAGAUAGAUAUUAUUAACUUUAUGAGACAAUUGUAUUAUUCUGUAUGUGCUCAUAUGUGUUUAUUCGCAUUCAUCAUUCAUCAUUAUUAAUUGGCACAUUGUACUAAUUGUGUACCGGUACAAGAUUUUCCGAUACUCUGUAAGUUGAUGAUUUGUAAUUAUAUUUCUUUUGUUUUGUAAGUGUGUCAUUACUAAAUUAAAUCUUAUUCAUUGUAAUUGGCAACUGUUUUGGGUGACGUAAUUUUGUUAUUGUAUUUCUCUAUGGUAUCGUCCUUUGUUAGGCACUGUGUGAACGAGCCAUAACUUAAAACAAGAGAUUAAUUUCUCACAAGAGAAGCCAGUGAGUAACACAGUAUGAUAAAAGUAUAUUUCUGCAUGAUUAACGUAUAUUUCUGUAUGAUAAAUGCAUACUUUUUUAAAGGAAUCAUCCCAUGGAAUACGCAUCAUCGCUUUGUUCAAUGUGCACGAACGUGACAGUGGUGGGUGGUAACUAUUUUUUUAUCAGAAUAUUAAAUACCCACAACCUCCCCCCAACCCAUAAAUGACACCAUCCUUAUCAUCGAAUGCUUCAUUUCUGCUAUGAACAGAUGGCUGUACGGAAACACCAUGUGCCAGGCCUACGCCUUUGAAGGGAUGUUCGUGGGAAUCGUCGCUAUUGGCACAGUUAUUGCCCUUUCUAUAGAGCGGUACAUUGUCGCCACCAAGGCCAACGCUAGUGAGUCUAAUAGAGUUAAAGGUACAUAGUCGCCACCAAGGUCCACCCAAGUUAGUUAAAUUAAAAUUAGUGGUACAUUGUCGCCACCAAGUCAAGCGCUAGUGAGUCUAAUAGAGUUAGCGGUACAUAGUCACCACCAAGUCAAGCGCUAGUGAGUCAAAUAGAGUUUGUAGUACAUAGUCGCCAACAAAUGAAACGUUAGUGGGUGAUGUAGAAUUAGCGGUCCAUUCUUGCCACCAGGGCCAACGCUGGGGAGUCAAGAGGAUUUAGGGGUAUUUAGUCGCCCCAAGCCCAAGGCUGGUGAGUCAAAUAGAGUUAGUGGUACAUAGUCACCCCAAGUCCAAUGCUAGUGAGUCAAAUGGAGUCAGUGGUACAUAGUCACCCCAAGUCCAAUGCUAGUGAGUCAAAUAGAGUUAGUGGUACAUAGUCACCCCAAGUCCAAGGCUAGUGAGUCAAAUAGAGUUAGUGGUACAUAGUUGACACCAGGCCAACGCUGGUGUUUAAAAUUGAAAUGCUCCGUCAAACUGUUGCGGUGUAAAAAUGCUUGCCAAGAUAAUUAAUUUUUGUUCUUGUUCCAUUUUUUUUUCAGUUUGAAUGCUAUAGUUAUGACAAUAGGAAAAAAUUAAUCAAUCUCGGUUAUGGCUAUUUAUUUAUUUAUUUAUUUUUUUAAUUUUUUGUUUUUAAAGGAAGAAGAGGGUAUGACUUGAAAAUAUACGUUUUUUUGUUUGUUUCUGUUUAGAUGGGAAUUUAAAAAAAAUUAAAAUUAUUUUUUUUAAAAAUAUUAUUUCUUUUUAAUCCAUUAUAUUAGCUUCGCUUUUUUUCAUGUGUUUGUUAAACACUUAUGCUUGGGGCGGCUAAUUGAUCAUUUUCCCGUUAGCUACAGAGCUGAAACUUGGCACAUGGACUUGCUAGCGAUGAAAACACACUCUUUCAAAUUUACACCUCUAACUCCCCAACCUCAAAACUCAAAAAUCUGUUUUAACGCUGCCAGAUGCCAUUGAGUUCACGAAAUUUAAUUUCCGAUUACUGCACUAAAUGAUGUUCAACAGUUUUAACAUAAAAUAGUACGCUCAAAUAGAAAUUUGACGCAAUUUUGACAAAAAUUUGAUCGUGUGAACUGACGCUAAGUCUUGCAGCCCAUAAAAAAAAGUUAUAAUGCGUUAUGUUUAAUUUUAAAAAAAAAGUCGUUGAGAAAUGUAGAACUUAUAACUUUCCCUCGCAUCUCCUGCAAGGUUGGGAAAUACUGAUGAAAAUAACGGCGCUGCAACCGAAAUUGUCCACCAAGGUAACCGUCAAUCUACCAUGGCUGGGAAUUAAUCCAACCACAAUAUCUCUUUUCCGUUUCAGAGGACGGUACAGAUUGGUUCUACACAUGGGCGAUACUGUUGGUCGUCGGUAACGGGUUCUUCUGGGCUGUGAUGCCGUUGUUGGGCUGGAGCAAGUAAGUCUCGCCACUCUUGCCUUGUGGGGCCUUUGUAAGGCAAGUUAUCACGCAUGACCGGCAAAUCAAAGGGUCUUUACAUGGCGUUCAAGUAAAGACCAUCGCACGUUAAAAGUUGCGAUCCCAAAAUGAUUCUGGCUCCGCUUUCUUUCUGUAAAUCCAGGUACACUAUUGAGCACUCAGGUACAUCGUGCGCCAUAGACUGGAAAAACCCGGAUGAGAGCUACAUCUCCUACAUCCUAAGCUUAGAGAUCUUCUCCUUCUCCCUCCCCAUGGCCGUGGGAUUCCUGUGUCUCUACGUAGCCAGUGGUCAGUCCAAGAGUCAUCAGGUGGGCGCUCCUACAGGUGGAGAGGGCUCAAGUUCCAGUCAGGCGGAGCUCUCCAUCGAUCAAAGAACAGUGGCGUUUUCAGAAAACCAGCUGCAGUCGGUAUGUUGUGAAGAAUUGAAAUUUUAUAAUAAAGUUGUCAUAGUUAGGUAUUCCUUGCAAUAAAAUGUGUUAAAAGGCCAACAAUUAUUAAUGAACCAAAAUGACACAAAGUGUUCUCCACACCUAAAAGUAAUCGUUCUCAAAGUAUAAAUAAAAUAGAACAUCAUUUUUAAUUGUAUAGAUUUGUUCAAGGCACUGCUCUUUAAAGCUUAUAUGCUAUGAGGACAAGCAGCACGCUUUGCGCAUUCGUAAAUUACAAGGAUAUACAUUUUUUUUUUACAAGUUACAAACAUCAGGGUCUAAGGGUUUUAGCUAAAGAAAAACCUUAAAAAAAACGACUACUGCUGGUACAUUUACCCUCAUCUCUGCCGCCAUUCUAUUUUCACUAUUGUCCUAUGGUCUGCUGUCGUUUUAUGUGCACUGUUGUCCUCAGCCUUGCAACCAUGAUAUAUAGUUUACUCUUGUCCUCAGUCUUGCAACCAGGAUAUAUAGUUUACUCUUGUCCUCAGUCUUGCAACCAGGAUAUAUAUUUUACUCUUGUCCUCAGCCUUGCAACCAGGAUCUAUAUUUUACUAUUGUCCUCAUUCUUGCAAUCAGGAUAUUUGGUUUACUCUUGUCCUCAGACUUGCAUCCAUGAUAUAUAUGUUACUCUUGUCCUCAGUCUUGCAACCAGGAUAUAUAGUUUACGAUUAUCCUCAGUCUUGCAACCAGGAUAUAUAGUUUACUCUUGUCCUCAGUCUUGCAUCCAUGAUAUAUAUUUUACUCCUGUCCUCAUCCUUGCAACCAUGCCAUAUCUUUUACUCUUGUCCUCAGCCUUGCAACCAUGCUAUAUCUUUUACUCCCGUCCUCAGCUGUGCUACCCUGCCAUACCUUUUACUCCUGUCCUCAGCUGUGCUACCCUGCCAUACCUUUUACUCCUGUCCUCAGCCUUGCAACCCUGCCAUAUCUUUUACUCCCGUACUCAGCCAUGCAACCAUGCUAUAUCUUUUACUCCUGUUCGCAGCUGUGCUACGUGUUCAUCCUACUCGUGUUGAUCGGCUGGGGGCCGUUUGCCUUCCUCUGCACCUCCACCAUGUUGGGCGGCGCCCGUGGCCUCUCCAUGCUGGCGGCCAGCAUUCCGCCUCUGGCCUGCAAGUGCAUGGUGUCCGCUUAUCCCCUGGCGUACGCUGUGACCUCUCCUCGAUUCCGUCACAGCUUUAUGGCCGUCCUUGGAGGUUCUGAGAAAAAGCAAGAUUAGAUUAAGUCAAGGGUAAAAUUAUUCAAUGCUAUGUUCAUAUUAUACAGAUAGAUUAUGUUCAAACACUUUACCUUAAUGAAAUAGAAUAUAUAAGCUUUAAUUAUCAUACGAGAAAAAAAAUUGAGUUGCUUCAGCAAUUCUACAAAUAACAUUAAAGUAAAGUAAAAGUCACUUAAUUCAUUUAUGUACAAACUAUUAUUGUUGUUUUUUUUUUAAAGAAGGUAAAAAAUAAAAAGAAUGGGCACAAGUCCCUCACGAAAAUGACAUCAGCAGAACGGAUCAAAAGUGGGUUGACAUACGAUAUAAAAAUUAAAGGGGGAAGUGCAUCAGAGCUACGUAAAAUUUGCAUUUUAUACCAAAAGAUACACAAAUAUUACAUUUUAUUUACAAGAAUUUCCUAUGUUAAUCUGCCUAAUUUAAGUUUAAUUGAUAUUUCCACUGCACGUCUUACAAAUGAAGUUACCUUGAAGUGGUCGAAAAAUCGGCGAGCUCGAAAAAGAAUUGUUGCUUUAUAAAAAUACAACUAUAGCUUAUAUAAGUACAAAUUUGUAUAUUGACUUGAAUCUUUGUUUUUCCAAAUUUUUUUACCAAAAAUAUUUCAAGCUUGAAAGGGGCGCUAUUUCAUUUCUUGCAUUAUGCGCCUUGUGUCGUCGAUACACCUCUGCAUGAGUCUCACUGGUGAAUUUAAAUGAAUAAAAUAGUUGAGUAUAAUCCAAUGCCUUAAAUCGUUAUAAAAUAUUUAUAUGCUUUCUUCUGUUUUCUUUUAUAGUUGGUUGCUCUACUGCAGUCUAGAAAAGAAAAUUGUAAAAAAUAAAAUAAUUAAUUCAUUUUUUUUAGUAUGAAUCUCAUUGUUAUAAUUAUAACAUUCCAUAACACGAUAACUCGUUUUAAUGUUCAAUGCACUCAUUUUCGCGUCACUUAUACAACUUUAACUAAUAUAUAUAUUUAAUUGCGAAAAGUUAUAACCAGACUUUCGCGACUACGCAGUGCCGCCAUUGCAGGGUUUGGCACAGUUGGCCCGCUGACACGUUGAAUCUGGCCAGCAAUACCUUUCAGGAAGUUGAUUCAUGUUCUUG
Messenger RNA from Lymnaea stagnalis (great pond snail), 11837 nucleotides. Lineage: Eukaryota; Metazoa; Mollusca; Gastropoda; Lymnaeidae. The record is from the annotation of a GenBank genome assembly.